Drosophila guanche is the source of this 1145-nucleotide messenger RNA. RefSeq names its product S-adenosylmethionine mitochondrial carrier protein homolog. Gene Ontology annotation, biological process: transmembrane transport. The record is from RefSeq and is a predicted model, not a curated record. The coding region runs from base 117 to 1016 and encodes 299 amino acids. Lineage: Eukaryota; Metazoa; Arthropoda; Insecta; Diptera; Drosophilidae. The transcript has 4 exons. Gene Ontology annotation, molecular function: S-adenosyl-L-methionine transmembrane transporter activity. Gene Ontology annotation, cellular component: mitochondrial inner membrane.
UACGGGGUCACACCUGCUGUUACGUUAACAACCAAAAUCCAAUUUGUUUAUUAAUUAAAACAAAGAACCUGACAGCAUGGCUUAAGAUUUAGGAACGCAAUCAAUAGUUGGACACAAUGACUGCAGAUCUGGCCCUGGACUCAGGAGCUCUUGCAGCGCACAUCAGCAUGCAGGACCCAGCGCCAAAAUUUUCAUUUCUGCAUGCCCUGUUAGCUGGUGGAGUGGCUGGCGUAGUGGUCGACAUCGCCCUCUUUCCCAUAGACACGGUAAAGACGAGACUUCAAAGCGAAUUGGGCUUUUGGCGGGCCGGCGGCUUUCGUGGUAUCUACAAAGGCCUGGCACCGGCAGCUGCUGGCAGUGCACCCACAGCGGCGCUCUUCUUUUGUGCCUACGAGUGCGGCAAGCAGUUCUUCAGCUCUGUCACCAAUACCAAAGAUUCCCCAUAUGUCCACAUGGCGGCAGCAUCUACAGCAGAAGUGCUGGCCUGUCUUAUCCGCGUGCCCGUGGAGAUAGCCAAACAGCGUUCGCAGACCCUGCUUGGGCACAAGCAGCAGCAGUCGGCGCUCCAGAUUCUGAUGCGUGCCUAUCGCACGGAAGGACUGCGUCGUGGUCUCUAUCGUGGCUUUGGCUCCACCAUCAUGCGCGAAAUUCCAUUCAGCUUAAUACAGUUCCCGCUGUGGGAGUACUUUAAGCGCCAGUGGACACCAGUGACGGGCUACGAGUCAACGCCACUAACUGUUGCGCUGUGCGGAGCGGUAGCUGGCGGCAUUUCAGCCGGCCUCACAACUCCGUUGGAUGUGGUCAAGACACGAAUUAUGCUAGCAGAACGAGAGAGCCUCACGCGGCGUCGCAGCCCUCACAGCAUUCUCCAUGGCAUUUAUCUGGAACGAGGCUUCAGCGGUCUGUUUGCUGGAUUUGUGCCGCGCGUGCUGUGGAUCACACUUGGCGGGGCAUUCUUCUUUGGAUUCUACGACCUAACAACGCGCCUGUUGGGCGCCACAAAUACUGACCAUUAAAUUAGUUUGAUUAUUUGUAUACCCAAGGUAGAGGCACAUGGAUUGUUUUAGUAUGUAAGCUGAGGGAUGACAACCACCCACAGGAUGAACAAUGUAGACAGUAAACUGUAUGGAAGUUUCUUUGCAAGA